CUGCCAAGCAGCUACAGGGGCGCACAGAAGGCACGGAUCGCUGUGCGACAGAAAUUUUCAGCCUGAAUCUGGCUGGGAUUUUGCUCCAGUUAUUGAAGGAACUUUUUGGUUUUGAUACGCUGACGGAUUUAAAGACAGUCAGAGGGCACUAUAACGAGGGACAUGUGGGGCUUCUGGAUGCGCCAUGGACAAGUUUUGCGCCACUUGCAAGUGUGGCACAAAACAGGCGCUUUUUAAACUGGUACUAGUUUGAGUAACUUUAGGAUCAAUCCCCCUGAUAUGGCAUGUUUCCUGCGUUGUGUCCCCAUGCUCAGGAUUGCGACCCAUGGGAUGUAGUAAAUGGAGAACUGCGUUCAACUUUGGACACCUGAAGGUGCAGUCCAAGCUGUCUGUCUUUUUUACCAUGAUUAUUCUCUUCAUUUACCUCUUUUACUGCCUCAACGGUUACUGUGACUCACUACCCAGACCUGUGUAUGACCAGCAAAGUAAUCUUCAAAACAAAAUUAUCUUGAAAGAUGGACAAGAAACGGAGCAGCUCGGCGCGUAUAACGCGCCUCCGGUCUCGUUUGUCCGGGAACAGCUGUCGGACUUGACGAACAGCGAUUCUACGUCCAACAAUAUUUCUAUAGCCAAUAACUUUGGCAGCAAAAAAUUCCCUCAGGCCAUCAUCAUCGGGGUGAAAAAAGGUGGCACUCGGGCUCUCCUGGAGUUUUUGCGCAUCCAUCCAGACGUGAGAGCCGUGGGCGCUGAGCCGCACUUCUUCGAUCGCUUCUACGAGAAGGGACUGGAAUGGUACAGGAACCUGAUGCCUCGUACUCUGGAAGGUCAGAUAACCAUGGAGAAAACCCCGAGUUACUUCAUCACCAAAGAAGCUCCUCGUCGUGUCUUCUCCAUGAGCCGCCACACCAGGCUCAUUGUGGUGGUGAGAGACCCUGUGACGCGUGCUGUUUCUGAUUACACGCAGACUCUGUCCAAGUCUCCCGGGCUCCCGUCCUUCCAGAACCUGGCCUUCCGUAAUGCCACCACAGGCCUCAUCGACACGUCUUGGAGCGCCGUGCGCAUCGGCAUCUACGCAAAACAUCUAGAGAACUGGCUGCGCUACUUUCCACUCUCACGCUUCCUUUUUGUCAGCGGUGAACGCCUUGUAACAGACCCAGCAGGCGAGAUGGGUCGGGUCCAGGACUUUCUAGGACUCAAGCGUGUGGUCACAGAUAAACACUUCUACUUCAACCAGACCAAAGGUUUCCCCUGCCUAAAGAAGCCUGAGGGGAGCAGCAGGCCACGCUGCCUGGGGAAGUCCAAGGGGAGGCCUCAUCCCCAGAUACCCUCUGAGGUCCUGCUCAGGCUCAGAGACUUCUACAGACCUUUUAAUCUUAAAUUCUACCAAAUGACUGGCCACGACUUUGGCUGGGAGUAAAUGGCAACUCACCAAAGCCCUUAAAAACUGCCAGUUUUAUUCACCAACAAUUAAACACAGGCAGGGAUAUUAUGUGUUCUAUUGUUUGUCGCCAAAUGUUCUGCUGUGCAUAACAUGCCUUUCUUUCAUUUCCUAAGCUAUGAUAUCUGAAUCCCAACACAUAUAGGAGCCUUCACCUUGGUUUAUAACAACUACGCUGACCAAAUUUAGAAGAGCUUCAAUCCUUUGAGGUGCUUUAACAAGCAUUUUUUAACAAAGACUUGUGUAAAUGGCUUGUUUUGUGCUCAUACUGACAAGCACAAGCCAAACUAGAGCAUACUGCUUAUUCACUUAAGUCGGGGCGUCAAACGCUUGGCACCCCAAGAGCUGCACGUAAUGUAUGUCAAGCUGUCAUUGCUGUCCAAAGUAAUGACACACCCAAAGUUAAACCAAAAAGAAAAGAGAUAACAAGCUUCAGCAGGUAAACAAAGCUACGGUAAACCAAACGACAGCAAUGAAAAAACUAAUAUGUGCACACUGGUACAAUCAUAAUAAAUGCAAACGGGUGGUUCACACAGAAGUUGAUCAUUCAGAAACAGUUGCAUCAAAUCAGCAUUUCAUACUUCUUUUAUGGACUUUUAUUUCUUUUUUUAAUAUAAGAUGUAGCAAGGAUUAUAUACCUGGUUCUGAUGAAGAGAGGUACCAAACAUAGUCCACUACGUGCUGUAAAUUUGCAGUUAUUUAUGUCAUUAUUGUAAUGAGUGCAUAUUUACAGACUGGAAAGGAAUGUUUACAGCCAGUAAACCUGUGACUGUUUUCCACUUCAUUUGAUUAACACUUAUCGUUUCAAAUGGUACAGUGCUUACAUGUAAUUGUGUAUUUCUAAAAGUCUAAUUUAUAAG
Messenger RNA from Archocentrus centrarchus (flier cichlid), 2298 nucleotides. Its product is annotated as heparan sulfate glucosamine 3-O-sulfotransferase 6. Lineage: Eukaryota; Metazoa; Chordata; Actinopteri; Cichliformes; Cichlidae. Gene Ontology annotation, molecular function: [heparan sulfate]-glucosamine 3-sulfotransferase activity. Bases 326 to 1417 code for a protein of 363 amino acids. The transcript has 2 exons. The record is from RefSeq and is a predicted model, not a curated record.